UCUAUAUCUAUAAAUACAGAUAUAUAUCUGCAUAAGAUAUACACUAAUUAAGCUAAAGAAAUGGAAGGAAAGCAACAAAAGCAUUUCGUUCUCAUACAUGGUUCAUGCCAUGGAGCUUGGUGCUGGUUCAAGCUCCAAACACUACUGGAGGCGGCCGGCCACCGUGUAACGGUGAUUGAUUUCUCAGCAGCCUCCGGCAUGGACCCGAAAAGCCUAAAGGAUGUUCCCACAUUUAUCGACUAUACACUGCCGUUGUUCGAGAUAAUGGAGUCAAUUCCACCAGACGAAAAGGUAGUUCUAGUUGGACAUAGUUAUGGUGGGAUAAACUUAGCUUUUGCAAUGGAUAAAUACCCUCAAAAGAUUUCUGUUGCUGUUUUUGUUACUGCUUAUAUGCCAGAUACCGUCCACAGGCCAUCCUAUGUUUUGGAACAGUACUUCAAACGGUACACGAUGGAGUAUUUGUUGGACACUCAAACCAUAUAUUAUGGAAAACCCGAAGAUAAUCGUACAGCAGUUCUUUUUGGCCCCAAGUUCAUGUCGACCAGAUUGUAUCAACUUUCCCCUCCAGAGGAUCUGAACUUAGCAAAAACAUUGGUGAGACCGACGUCUCUUUUCCUGGACGAAUUGUCGAACAGCAGUCCACUUUCCAAUGAAGGUUAUGGAUCUGUAAAGCGUGCUUUCAUCAUAUGUGCUUCGGAUAAAGGCAUACCGAAAGAAUUUCAACUUUGGCUAAUUAAAAAUUUUGAAACGCCAAUAGUUAAGGAAAUAAAAGAUGCUGAUCACAUGGCAAUGAUCUCGAGUCCCCAUAAACUUUGCCAAUAUUUAUUGGAAAUAGCAAAUGUAUUUUAGGAACUGUUUUCCUUUACAUGUGUAAAAGAAUAUUUUGUGUGACAAAAUAUUCUCCCUUAUGUCCACUUGAAAAAUAAUGUACAUGUUGAAAAAUAACGUACUCUUUUAAUAACAAGUUUUUAAUUUGCGUGUAAUAUUAUUUUAUGGAAGAUUGUGUGGUUGAAAAUAAAAAAUAGAAAAAAAUGAGAUGAGAAUAAGGGCAAACGGGGGGCUUAGUUAGCAAAUGAAAUCUAAGUUUAGCAUUCACGGUUACCCGAAUCUUAUUUCCAUGAUUGAAUCACAAAAAAUAAAUAAAUAAAUAAAUAAAUAAUAAAAAAAAUUUAAGAAAUACCUAACUCAAAGUGAAGAAAUAACUGGAAGAGUGAAAGUGAUCAUUUUAUCUUGACUUUAAUUAUUGAACGUCAAAAGGGAUAAGAUAUAAAGAAAACAAGUCAAGAGCCUCUCGGGGCACAGUUCAACUGGUGGAUCAAUCAACAUUGGCUUGCUUCCAGUGGGUGGAGAGUUCGAUUCCUGGUGGGAACCUGCGGCCAAAAAUUUGGUAUGGAGCAAUCACUGUGGAGGAGGGUCUCUUGUGCGCAGAAGUGUACAGUCAAUGGGGGGAACUUGUGAUCAGUUGAGGCAUAUCCCGCGAUUUAUCCCCUCCAAGGUUCUAGGGGCAUGGGUCUUGGAGGUCCAGAAUUUAGUUUGGUGUAAGUUGGGAUACCUGAAUAUAGAGCAUAUAAUUAUGGGAUUUGAAAUAUUUUGCUCACCGUGAUUUUAUAUAUUUCGAGAGUUGAGGCUCUCACCUUUAGUAGAAUGGGUAGAAAGUAAUAAUUAUUUUGUAUGGUAUCGGAUCAUGUUGAUCGUGGUUCAACUGUUGGACCUAAAACAUGUAAGUUAUUCAGGUCCCUUUGAUAACCUUUAAAAGUAAUGAAAAUUUAAUUGCAUUA
Olea europaea var. sylvestris is the source of this 1778-nucleotide messenger RNA. RefSeq names its product salicylic acid-binding protein 2-like. Bases 61 to 849 code for a protein of 262 amino acids. Gene Ontology annotation, biological process: jasmonic acid metabolic process; salicylic acid metabolic process. NCBI's taxonomy places the organism in Eukaryota, Viridiplantae, Streptophyta, Magnoliopsida, Lamiales, Oleaceae. Gene Ontology annotation, molecular function: methyl indole-3-acetate esterase activity; methyl jasmonate esterase activity; methyl salicylate esterase activity. The record is from RefSeq and is a predicted model, not a curated record. The transcript is spliced from 3 exons.